Penicillium robsamsonii is the source of this 210-nucleotide messenger RNA. RefSeq lists its product as uncharacterized. Lineage: Eukaryota; Fungi; Ascomycota; Eurotiomycetes; Eurotiales; Aspergillaceae. The record is from RefSeq and is a predicted model, not a curated record. The coding region runs from base 1 to 210 and encodes 69 amino acids. The transcript has a single exon.
AUGGAAGUGACUGCCAAGCCCUAUACUCUCAAGGUCCUCGAUGCCAAGAAACCAUCGAGAUUCCAGACAUGGCACAACAGCAUUGAGGGAUUUUCCGAACAGAAGAGAUUGGAUGGCAUGGAUGGUUCGAUGGGUUCUCGAUGGAAUGAGAGCCGCACCACCUGCCAACUGGUCCCUUAUCAAAGUCGAAAUAACAUCAUCGAGGAAUGA